This is a messenger RNA of Cyphellophora attinorum, 1767 nucleotides long. RefSeq lists its product as uncharacterized. Bases 1 to 1767 code for a protein of 588 amino acids. Lineage: Eukaryota; Fungi; Ascomycota; Eurotiomycetes; Chaetothyriales; Cyphellophoraceae. The record is from RefSeq and is a predicted model, not a curated record. The transcript has a single exon.
AUGCCAACCCCGAACCCAUGGACCCCCGGCGCCUUCGCACGCAUGCCAUGGCUGCCCGUUACCGGCUUCUUCGUCUCCCUCAUCGGCCUCGCCGCCUCGACAGCGAUACUUGUAUACAGCGACGGUAAGCCCAUCGCAGACUGGCCCUUCCAACCACCCACCUACCUCGCCAUCGCCACGGUUAUCACCAAUAUCUGCUUGUUCUAUGUCCUCAAAGAAGGCGCGAACAUCUCCUGGUGGCAUACGGCCACGCGGAGUACGACAAUUGGGGACUUACACCGCAACUACUUAUUCGGAAGCAGUUUUCAGGACGCGGUUUUGUCCGGUCGACACAUCAAUUUUGUUGCCUUGAGCUGCAUCAUUGCCACGAUUGCGCAGGUCAACAGUCCACUCCUGCAGCGCGCCUCAAGGGCUGUUGUCGAGCCGCUAUUCUCACAAGCGACUGUCCAGCUCCGACUGAUUAACAUUGUACCGGAUACAUACUUCACGGGAUAUGUUUCUGGGCGCGGGUAUGAUGCAUCGCUGUAUUCGGCGGAUUUCGCCAACGUGGCGUCCGACUUCAACAACAACGCAACCAUCGAUGCGCCCAACACUGGAUGUAGGGGCACUUGUGCUACCUCCGUGGAAGGACUGGGCUUUGCACUUACCUGCUCGUCGUACUCGUUACCCUUCAAUCUGAUUCCCCAGACCGACAGCAGCGGCUCCAUCGAACUCGGCAAUGGCACAGCUGUCGAUGGCAUCGACGUCUUUGAAUCCCACUUUGGAUGGUCUGUGAUAGCGCCAUCAAACUUUUCGAUCGGCAUCGCACACAAAUCAACUCCUGACUGCUCGGGCGAACUACUCAUCUCGAACUGUACCCUCCGGACAGCCAAAGUGCGCUAUCCCGUGAUCAUAGACGGUAACAGCUCAACAAUAGCCCUGGACCCACACACAGACAUCUUCGCGGACCAAGUGUUAGAGCCCUACAUCCUCACCUCUACGCCUCGCCAGGGCGCCAACCUCUUCAGCGGCGUCUGGCUCGGGCUACAGAACAAGUUCUCCUCCUCGGCACACCUCCGCUUCGUCGGCGCCGUCGGGUACGAGUUCACGAGCAGGGGCAACCUCGCGACCCAGUACGCUGUUGUGAACGGAAGUAGAAGCGAUAGCCAGGCGAUCGGCAGCAGCUGCGACUUGUACUUCCGCGACCCCAUGACCGAGCUGCUUGCUGGGGCGCGCAAUCUGAUGUUUCGGCUGAGUGUGGCGGCCGCGAAUGAAAGCACACCGCUGCAGACCCUGAGCGCGACGGAUACGCAGGCGAGGGCGGUGUUUAGGACGCAGUAUGCGUAUCUAGGUGGAGCUCUGGCGAUUACGCUCAUAGCGCUUCUUAUGGCAGUCGCGCUGUUCAAAGGUUAUUCUGAGCUCGGACGAAAGAUGACGAUGAGUCCCAUCGAGAUUGCGAAAGCAUUCGAUGCUGCGAUACUCAGGGGUGUGGAUAGUAACGCUCGUGUUGAUUCCAUUGUCAAGCAGGCUGGUCGCAAGGGUGUUCGAUAUGGCGUGGCGACCGGUGGCUACCAGGGCGGCGAAUUUGGUACAACCACUUACCACGAGACCGGCGAUGACACCCACGAAUUGUCAGCAAGUCGGCAUAAUGCAGCCGCUGCGAAGGAGCCUUUCGUCCGAUCUGACGGUAGCCUGAAUUCCUCCACAGCCGCAAGCGAGCUCAAACUGCACAUGGGUGCCAGUGACAGCAUGCGGGCGCCGCGGAAGGGAGAAAGGUUUGGCGGAUGA